CUCGAGCUGGCAAGCUGGAUGGCGAUAUGGCACGAUGGCUGUGCUGGACCUCAGCUUGGACCCCAAGGAUCCCUGUGCCCGCUGCGUACGCUGCAUACGAUGAGACGAGCCUCCGAGCCUGAAAAAGGGGGGGGGGCCGUCUUGCUGUCUGUCAACAACACCCAUCUGGCACCCGCGGGUAUAAAGAGCCUGGGUCCCUCUCGCAAGCUAUUAUCAUCAUCAUCAUCAUCAUCACCAUCAUCAUCAGCCUCACCACCAACUCCACCACCACCACCACCACAACAACAACAACAACAACAACAACCCCUCCACACCCUCAGCACCUGACACCACAUCAUGUCUGCUCAGGACUACUACCGCGACGGCGACCGCCCUCACGAGCGCCACCACGAUGCCCCCCCGUACAGGGAGGAGUCCCGGGGCGGGUCGGACUACUACAGCCACGACGGCGGCCGGCGUGACGGCAGCAGGUCCCGCAGCAAGUCGCGCGACAGGGACGGCGGCGGCGACAAGGACCGCGACAUUGCCGGGACCCUGAUCGGCGGGGCGGCCGGGGCCUUCGGCGGCCAUGCGCUCGGGGCCAAGGCGGGCCACGGCAUCAUCGGCACCGUGCUCGGCGGCGUGGCAGGCGCCUUCGCGGGCCACGAGGUGGAGGAGAAGGUGGACGACUGGAGGGACGAGCGCAAGGAGAAGAAGGAGGACGAGCGGCGCCACAGGGAGGACGACGAGCGCCACCGCCGCGAGGACGAGGACCGCCGGCGCCGCGAGGAUGACGACCGCCGGCGCCGCGAGGACGAGGACCGCCGGCGCCGUGACGACGACCACCACCACCACCACGAGGCGCCCCGCGGCGGCGGCGGCGGCUGCGGGCCCGACACGGUGGUGGUGCAGCAGGGCGACACCCUGCGGGGCAUUGCUGCGAGGUUCGACGGCGUCUCGUUUGAGGACAUUGCCAGGCACAACAACAUUGCCAACCCGGACAUGAUCUACCCGGGCCAGACCCUCGCCAUCCCCCGCCGCGGCGGCUACUAGACAGACAUGUCUGUCACAGCACUUGAGGCUGCUUUAUUACGGACAAGAACAAAUCAAUUAGCAAAUUCCCAAACAUAAUGCCCUGCCGCCCGUGACCACCCCGUGAUCCAUUAGCGUCUUGAGGCUGAAAACCACUCAAGCUGAGUACCUACCGAGCGCCGAGAAGCUCGCAGCUUGCCGAGGUUGUCCCGCUAAUGCAGCCCGGGCGCGCCGCCGCCUCUUGGUAGUGGGCACGCCCGACCCGAUACAUAGCUAGCUGCCUUACCUAGCAGCCUAGCAGCCUAGCUGUCUAAGUACUUAAGUAAUUAUCAUCCGACCCCACCAGCAUUGGCACCGUGGACGGGGGAUCCAGUGGCGACCGGGCCUCCGUUCCCACCAACCCCCACCCCAUUCUCGGUCUGGUCUGGCCAAAGAGGGGG
Messenger RNA from Diaporthe batatas, 1451 nucleotides. RefSeq lists its product as uncharacterized. The transcript has a single exon. The coding region runs from base 337 to 1032 and encodes 231 amino acids. The record is from RefSeq and is a predicted model, not a curated record. Gene Ontology annotation, cellular component: outer membrane. Lineage: Eukaryota; Fungi; Ascomycota; Sordariomycetes; Diaporthales; Diaporthaceae.